Molecule: messenger RNA, 813 nt
Organism: Blepharisma stoltei
Lineage: Eukaryota; Ciliophora; Heterotrichea; Heterotrichida; Blepharismidae
Source: the annotation of a GenBank genome assembly
AUGGAGCAAGAUUCUGAUGAAAAAAUAAUUAAAUCAUUGAAACUUGCGAUAAUUAGCAGCAUUGUGACAACAAUAAUAGUAUCAGAUCUUAUAGCAGACUCAAUCAUUGACACAAAAUACACGGUAGCUAUUAUUCCGUCAAUUUUUGCAAUAAUAACUAUUCCGGUUACUAUACAUUUAGCGAUGAAUAUAUUUUGUAACAAUUUGAAGCCAACGUCAAAAAACCUAGUAAUUUUUUGCAUAUAUAGUGGAGCAGUCUCAAUUUUAUGCUUUAUGAUUUUGUGUGCUUUAUCUGUUGACAAAAUAAUAGAAAUAUCUUGAUGGUUAAUAUGAUUACCAGGACUUUUUGCCAUAUUAACUUAUUUCAUAUUUUGUGUUUUUUUAAUUCCAGGAUUGCUUGAUCCAAUUAUUAACUUAAAAAGAUAUGCUUUUCUACUUGCAAUUUGGCUUGUUACUUUGCUUGCUUCAUUAGGAUUAUUAGGAUGGUACUUAGAAGAUACUGAAAUAUCGGACAGAUUUAUAUAUAUGUGAAUUCCAUUGAUGGUUUCUUCACUAAUUAAUCUAUUCGUGAACUAUGCGUAUUAUAGAGAGGAUACAUCUUCCACAUACUUAUUACUGAUUGAAAAUUUAACUUGCCUUUACAUUUUGAUGUUUAGUAUUUUAAUAAUACUUAGUCUAACUGUAUUGGAAAUCCGCACGACCAUUAUCUCACUUCCUCUUUUAGCAUUUUUUGCAACAUUAGUUUACUUCGAAAUUUCAGACAGUGUAAGACCAAAAAGUCCACUACACGAACAACUAUCAAAUAAAUUUUAA